GAUCUCAUUAACUGGUGUUCAUUUCCUGUGCGGAUGGUUUCAGGCUCGGCUCCAGAGGUUUCGUUGAUAGGCCUGCCAGGCACCGCUAGACUGGCAGAGAACAGCAAGGCUGGCACUGUGACCUACAGCUUCCAGGUGGCUCUGUCCCCAGGUGCCAGCUUGGCAUCAGGAUACCCCAGGAUACUCAACUCUGACCCCCUCACCAACACAUUCACWGUGUCCAUGAUCAACACUAACAAAGCACAGGUAACAGUAACAGGUACUACCAACCUGGAUUUUGARACGUCACCCAACAGCUUUGUCCUUCAAAUCCUCGCUGUGGACAGUACGAAGGACAUGGCUCUUCAGAGACUCACAGUGAUCCUAACUGAUGUCAACGAACCCCCUGUAUUCCUAGAUGAAGAGUCUGUCCUGUAUGUUCUGGAGAAAUCCCCACCAGGACAGAUCUACAGGCCAACAGUCUCUGAUCCUGAGAACCAGCCUGUGACUGUAUGGCUUCCUCAACCUCUCUCUCUCUCUCUCUUUACACUGACCCCGUCAAACACAGAGUUUCGUAUUGACGUUGGCUCAGGCUUCCUGACUACAACUAAACAGUUCAACUACCUGACUGACCCCAGAAGCUAUGCCUUCAAGCUGACAGUGAGUGAUGGGAACAACAGCGUAUCCAGAACACUGGUCAUCAACAUCGUCAACAGGAACGAUGAUAAACCUCAGUUCCUGAAUUAUGUCCUAAGCAGUACAAUCACAGACUUCACAGUCUCUGAGGAGCUGAGUCCAGGGUUUAUCGUGACCAACAUCACAGCAGUGGUACCCGAUGACUCCUUCUACAUCAUCUACAGCAUCGGCACCAACAACUACCUGGCUAUACACAGAUGUGAGUACAAUGCCCAGUCAUACUAUACAUACUUACCGUACUUCCACAAAAUAUCGAUAAUUGACCAUAACUUUUUUGUAAAUGCUCACUGUGCGCCCCUGUGUUUUGGCUUGUCCCAUGUCUCAGACACUGGCCUGGUGACUAUAGCCAAAAGGAUGGACCGUGACUCAGCUCCUCUCAGGGAGGACCCCGUCAUAACGGUCACCGUGACAGCCACCUCCAGCCCCUCUGGUCCUCCCUCCAACACCAUCACUCUGACCAACACCAUCACUCUGACCAUCACCGUCACUGACAUUAACGACAACCCUCCCAUCUGCUCCCCAGACGCACAGAGGUCAUAUUUCUAUACUGUUGUUUAUCUUUAUUUCCAGUAUUGUAUCCAACAGAUAGAGACAGUUAGGAAAGGAGUGUUUCAGGAGAGAUGUGGCUUGGAUUUGAACCCAUGCGGACACUAGUAUGUGCACGAAGGCAGCAGCCAUUAUUGCUAUGUAUCCAUUGCAUCGUUUCCUUUGACUGGAUCCAGGGUGGCAGUAUCUGAGACGGAAAAGCCUGGGGCCCUGAUCACCACGGUAACGUGUACAGAUAAUGACGUUGAGACGGCCUUCAGAGAGUUCCUGUUCACUGGCCUGUCCUGUCUGGGCUGCGCUAACCGCUUUGCUCUGGAACCMACGGGAUCCAAUCAGAUCGUACUCAAAGGRAACCUAGACCUUGAGGAUCCCAGUAACCUGCUUGAUGGUAAUGAAUACAGCCUGUUGGCUGUGGCUCAGGAUAAGGAUGAGCCCAACCUAAAAGGUAGUGCAUACAUCUAUGUGACGGUGACACCUGUGAAUGAGUUUCCCCCUGUGUUUAGCUCUCCAUCGUAUUUCUACAGAAUCUCUGAGCUUCUUGGACGUGGGACGGUGAUAGGAUCAGUCAAAGCUACGGACAGAGACCUCCCUGCCACCGGCGUCCGUUACUCCCUGAUCUCUGGUGGAGGAACUGGUGGUCUGUCUAACAUCUUCUCCCUGGACCCCAAGUUGGGGAGUCUCGCCCUACUGACCCGGCCAGACUACGAGACCACCCAGACCUACAGCCUGGUCAUCAGAGCUCAGGACGGGGACCCCAUCAGUCCGCUCAUUGCCACCACUACGGUCACUAUCAACAUCACAGAGGCCAAUGACGAGCCUCCACUGUGUGGCCCCAACCAGACACAUCUAAUAGUCCCCARGGACCUGAGGACGGGCUCCAACAUCCAGGGCUUCAUCGUGACCUGCUCAGACAGGGACUCCCCUCCAGCAUCCUUCAUCUACUCUAUCUCAGGUACUGCCGGCCUCUGGGCCAGCAACCCGAACAAUCAUUUUGUGUUCUCACCUUCCUCUGGCACCAAUGUCACCAGACUCUUCCUGAAGGAACCCUUUGACUAUGAGAGUGGCCUGGACCGGGUCUGGCACUACAGCCUGACUGUGCUGGUUUCUGAUGGGAACCUGCGGUCUGCAGGGUYUGAGCCAAGAGGUCUGACCCAGACUGGCACAGUCGUCAUCAAUAUCCUAGUAGUGGACCCUGACCUCACCACCGUCACCACUACAACUAUACCUCGUGUAACAUACAUCACCAUCACCGAGAACACCUACAGCAUUGACGACUGGUAUAUAUGGUUUGUCAUUGCUCUGGGGACCAUGCUACUGCUGGGUUUACUGUCAUACCUGCUGUAUCACCUCUGUGGGAAGCUCUACAAGGCUCUUAAACACAGUGACUGCUCCUGCUGCAAACCCAGGCCCCGGGAAGACAAGGAAAUCCCAGAACCAACACCUCCAAAGAGGGAAAUAUUAAUGGAAGUGAUCAAGAUCAACACUGUAUUUGAUGGAGAGGAAGUUGAUCCUGUGACAGGGAGGGUGUACGAGUACAACAGUAAGUCUGGAGCCAGACGCUGGAAGGACGGUACCACUGUGUCUGAGUUUGUCCCUAUGAUACAGCCAGAGAGCAGCAGCAYGGUCAUUCCUCAUGGUCAUUCUGCCCAAUCACAGGCUAGGAGUGGGAGGGCUAGCACUGGCCAAUCAAAAAUGAGGAGUGAGGGAGUAGGCAGGGCCACAGAGGAUAGAAGAUCUCCCUGGUCCAGUCAGAGCAGACAAACGUCUGGGCAGUCUGCAAGGUCUGCUCGGUUYGCUCUUUCAGAAGGAGGCGUAAAGUUAGAUAUGGUACCCAUGACAACUAGGGGAAGGCUCAACAUGUCUGAAGCCUGAUUCCUCACUGACAUAUAAUACAUUACUUGUGUGUUUAGAAAUCUUUCAAAUCAUUAUUAUAGUCAAGCAUAGGAUUUUUGUUUGGGGAAAAAUGUUUAGCCUUUACAACAGUUAUGUAAUUGUUUGUGCAAAUAAUGUACGUGCAGAGAUACUCAAAUACGUUGUACAUUAGUACAAGCUGGGUCGGGUCAUAAUAUGACUUGGUUACAGCUUUGUAAAUCAAGAUAACAGACAAAUAAAUAUACCCUGUCAACGCUUAUCUAGAUUAAAACUGCUCUGGCGUUGCUAUGUUACACAGACCGUUGAGGCACAGACCGUUGAGGCCCAGACUGUUGAGGCACAGACUGUUGAGGCACAGACCGUUGAGGCACAGACCG
This is a messenger RNA of Salvelinus sp. IW2-2015, 3470 nucleotides long. The record is from RefSeq and is a predicted model, not a curated record. Lineage: Eukaryota; Metazoa; Chordata; Actinopteri; Salmoniformes; Salmonidae.